Messenger RNA from Penaeus monodon (black tiger shrimp), 585 nucleotides. Its product is annotated as facilitated trehalose transporter Tret1-like. The record is from RefSeq and is a predicted model, not a curated record. Gene Ontology annotation, cellular component: membrane. Gene Ontology annotation, biological process: monosaccharide transmembrane transport. The transcript has 2 exons. NCBI's taxonomy places the organism in Eukaryota, Metazoa, Arthropoda, Malacostraca, Decapoda, Penaeidae. Gene Ontology annotation, molecular function: hexose transmembrane transporter activity. The coding region runs from base 1 to 585 and encodes 194 amino acids.
AUGGUUCUAAUCUCCCUACUGGCUGAGUCGCCAAGAUCUGAAGGACAAAGCACUGCAAUCUCUGAAGACAUUACGUGGUCCUUCAGCGAACGAGUUGCGUCCGCGUGUGUGGACCGCGUCGGGCGGCGGCCUCUCAUGAUCGCCACGUCUCUGUUGGGCGGCGCUGCAGAGGCAGUCGGUGCCCUGUUCCUGCUGGCGGACAUUCCAGGGUCGUCCUGGAUGCCCAUGGCAGCCGUGCUGGUCUUCGUCUCCGCUUAUGGCCUUGGCGUCGGCCCGAUUCCCUGGGCGCUGAUGAGGGAGAUGGUCCCGACGCCUGCGCACUCUCUGGGCAGCGCCAUCUGUAGCUUCUGGUUUUCAGUUUCCUCGUUUGGCAUGAGCUUCGCCUUUCCUUACUUGCUGGAGCCAGCUGGUCUGGGCGCAACGCUGCUGCUCUUCGCCCUCGCCGACGUCGCCAUGGCGCUGGAAGUGUGGGCCUUCCUGCCCGAGACUCGCGGCCGCUCGCUCGCCGACCUUCAGGAUUCCUUCAAACCCAGGGCAGGAACCGAUAUCACUCUGAAUAAAGAAAACAGGCCUCAAUCCUGCUGA